This is a messenger RNA of Canariomyces notabilis, 1578 nucleotides long. RefSeq names its product Peroxin-3. Gene Ontology annotation, molecular function: protein-macromolecule adaptor activity. The record is from RefSeq and is a predicted model, not a curated record. Gene Ontology annotation, biological process: protein import into peroxisome membrane. The transcript has 3 exons. Lineage: Eukaryota; Fungi; Ascomycota; Sordariomycetes; Sordariales; Chaetomiaceae. Gene Ontology annotation, cellular component: peroxisomal membrane. The annotation marks the transcript as partial.
AUGUUCGCAGCAACGCGAAGAUGGUUCCAGCGCAACCGCACGCCCGUUGCCAUCGGCUUGGGCGUCGUCGGUGCUGGCUACGUCGUCACCACAUAUGUCCUGGGCAAACUCAGAGAUGCGCGUGAACGCAUGAGCAGCGAUCGCAUAGCAAAGGAGAAUUUGCGACGGCGCUUCGAGCAGAACCAGGAGGACUGCACCUUCACAGUCCUCGCCCUCCUCCCUACCGCGACGACCAACAUCCUUGAGGCGAUGAACACAGAGAAGAUCACAUAUGAGAUCCAGCAGAUGAAGGGGUCAGCAACUGCCAGGACCCGGAGCAUCGGCUCCACUAGCCCACCCAGCAUGUCCGAGACAAACGCGACAGACGACGACGGCCGCAGCAUCGUCACUGUGAGCGCGCAGAGCGAGGCUGGCAUACAUACAAGCCAGCUCUCAGUACCAACGCCACUACCCGGCACAUCACAGAGCAGCGGGACUGUUGAGGCGCCGCCAGCGGCUCAUUUGACACCACAAAAGCCGCGCAAGACCAAGAGACAGCUCUGGGAUGAUCUGACGAUAAGCUCAAUCACAAGAGCAUACACUCUCCUGUACACGCUCGGCCUCCUCACAAUGCUGACAAGGAUACAACUGAACCUCCUGGGCCGCCGCAGCUACCUCUCGAGCGUCGUCUCGCUCGCAACAGGUGGCGCUCAAGCGACUAUCAGCCUAGAAAACAACGACGACGAUGGCCCGGAGCAAGCCUACGGCACCGACUUCGACGUCAACCGCAAGUACCUUACCUUCAGUUGGUGGCUGCUCAACCGCGGAUGGAUCGACGUGAUGCAGCGGGUCGAGGCCGCCGUGCGCCAAGUUUUUGGGCACCUCAGCCCGCGGGACACGGUGACGCUCGACACCUUCUCCAGACUCACUCGCGACGUACGCAGCCUGGUGGAGGGCAGCGCGCCCGCGAGCGGGGUGGGCACCGCCUGGCUGCCUUUCCUGCUGCCGCCAGCCAACAUGGAGGAGUUUGUGCUGCGGGAAUCAGGCAUCCUCGAUGCCGAUGCCAACAACGACAACAACAACAACAACAAUUCCUCCACCUCCCACCUCGACCCGCGCUCUAAUCAGCCCCUUCCAUCAACCCCUCCCUCCUCCUCAAGCGCCCCACCGUCCCCCUCCACCGCCGCGUCACUCCGCCGCCUGCUAGACGAGACGGCGGACCUGAUCGAAUCGCCCGCCUUCUCGCUCGUGCUCACCCAGCUGCUAGACGCCGGCUUCUCAGUCCUGCUCGAGCAGAAGCUCACCGCGGGCGUGUUUGAUAGUAGUAGUUCAUUGUUGUCGCCCGCCCAAGCCCAACAACAACAACAAGGGUCUACUAUCCAAAGCACCACCAAUGUCGGCGCGAGCGCGGGCAGCAGCCGCGCGGUGCUGCUGCCCAAGAUCCUGAGCGUGCUCACCCGCCAGGCCCACGCCAUUGGCAACGGCAUGCCCAACGAGUACCUCCAGGCCAUGGAGUCGGUGGCCAACCUGGAAGGGUUUGCCGCGGUGGUGUACUCGAGCAACUGGCAGGCCGAGAUUGCUGCCGGGGAGCAAGGGGAU